GUUGGAUGAUGUGACAUUGGCUGCACAUGACAAGGGGCAGCAAUGCAGAGUGAUUAGCAAGCUCUGAACUGUGACUGUAAUUUUGCACUUUUUUGUGUAUUUUUGUAGAUGACGAGUGGACAGCUGUCGAGGGCAGAGGCCUUGGCGUGCUCUGGUUGCAGAUAUGCAUGCCAUGUGAUGCUCUACUCUGACACGAAAACUCAGCUGUUUGGGAGAAUUCCCAUGAGACAUGUCAUACUGAUGCAGAUGCGCUUUGAUGGUCUGUUGGGUUUCCCUGGCGG
Molecule: messenger RNA, 281 nt
Organism: Micropterus salmoides (largemouth bass)
Lineage: Eukaryota; Metazoa; Chordata; Actinopteri; Centrarchiformes; Centrarchidae
Product: U8 snoRNA-decapping enzyme-like
Biological process (GO): mRNA catabolic process; sno(s)RNA catabolic process
Cellular component (GO): nucleus
Molecular function (GO): snoRNA binding; phosphodiesterase decapping endonuclease activity
Source: RefSeq, a predicted model, not a curated record